This is a messenger RNA of Cooperia oncophora, 639 nucleotides long. The record is from the annotation of a GenBank genome assembly. NCBI's taxonomy places the organism in Eukaryota, Metazoa, Nematoda, Chromadorea, Rhabditida, Trichostrongylidae.
AUGCAAUUACAAAUAGUCCUCCUACUUCUGUGCAGAUUUCUCUUGAUAGAAGGACGCGAUGACUUCGAGGAAAGAAAAGAAUUCCACGAGUGGUUGUGCCGGAAGAGGCCAUCAUUAUCGAGCUGUUCCAAGUCUUUUACAAAGUUGUCCUACGAGAAAGAACUGACUGAUCAUGGAGAACGAGGUACUCCGCUGCUGGAGAAGACGGCUGCCCGAGCAUUUGCAGCAAGAACCGAUGUCAGAAGGGAUUCGCCAUGGAACGACGCCGAUGAAGAUGAGGAAUACGAGUACUACCUGUGGAAAAAGUAUAGACGUGCAAAACUGCGUAGACGACUUCUGGAAAACAGUUUUGACAGCACUCCAUCGAUACAUCAUCACUACCACCACAGUGAUCAGUCUUACCCCUACUACAGCAGACCAAGUUACGGUUACAGGUAUCCCAGUUACAGCUAUGGUUAUCCAUCCUAUGGUUAUGGUAGGUGGAUACGGUUAUGGAUAUCCUUCAUAUGGCGGCUAUGGCGGCUAUGGAGGUGGUUAUGGUGGUGGACUGUUCAGCAUGGGAAUAACUCGAGGGCUCGGCAUCAGCACCCCCAUUGGUGGUUUUGGUAUUGGCAGCAGUUUCGGUAUUGGAAUCGGCUA